GAGAGAGAGAGAGAGAGAGAGAGAGAGAGAGAGAGAGAGAGAGAGAGAGAGAGGAAAAGGAGGGCAGGCCAAAUAAAGCCAUAGGUGCUUGUGCUGCUGGGAGAGGAGUGCCUGUUAGCAUGCUAUAAAUACUUGAUGCAUCUGGAGGUUCAGGGUUGGCUACUGUCUGGGUCUCAGCAGACCAGAUCACAGGCUCUAUGUUGAUCUAGUGAUUUAUAGAAUUACUGAUUUAUUGGACUGGGACAGGGAUUGGACCAUCCCGGAGGUGACAGGCCAUCAUGCCCAGGAUAGACGUGGAUGUGAAGCUGGACUUUAAAGAUGUCCUGUUCAGACCCAAGAGAAGCAGCCUGAAGAGCAGGUCAGAGGUGGACCUACGGAGGACGUUCACGUUCCGUAAUUCCAAGCAGAGUUACCAUGGCAUCCCCAUCAUCGCUGCCAACAUGGACACCACGGGCACCUUUGAGAUGGCACAGGUCCUCAGCAAGCAAACUCUCUUCACCGCCAUGCAGAAGCACUACACUGUGGAGGAGUGGAAGGCUUUUGCAGCCAAGUUUCCAGAAUGUUUGGAGCACCUCCAUCCUUCCAACCCUGGUUGUUCUCUCACACUGCUGCCCCGUCCCCCUCAGCACGUAGCGGUCAGCUCAGGCAGCGGUCAAGCCGACCUGGAGAAGCUGUGCAGCGUCCUGGAGACCGUCUCUGACAUCAGAUUCAUCUGUCUGGACGUGGCCAACGGCUAUUCUGAACACUUUGUGGAGUUUGUCAAAACCGUCAGGGGGAGGUUUCCCCAACAUACUAUCAUGGCUGGCAACGUGGUGACUGGAGAGAUGGUGGAGGAGCUGAUCCUGGCAGGAGCUGACAUCAUUAAAGUGGGUAUUGGGCCAGGUUCUGUGUGUACGACGCGUAUUAAGACGGGAGUGGGAUACCCCCAGCUCAGUGCUGUCAUCGAGUGUGCAGACUCUGCCCACGGCCUGAAGGGUCACAUCAUCUCAGAUGGCGGCUGCAGCUGUCCUGGCGAUGUGGCUAAGGCAUUUGGCGCUGGAGCUGAUUUUGUGAUGCUGGGGGGCAUGCUGGCUGGCCACGACCAGUGUGCCGGGGAGGUCAUUGAGAAGAAUGGCAGAAAGGUCAAGCUGUUCUAUGGGAUGAGCUCUGACACGGCCAUGAAGAAACAUGUCGGGGGGGUGGCAGAGUACAGGUCAAAUAAUACUCAUUUAAGCGUCAGAGGGCAGGACGGUGGAGGUACCGUACAGGGGGGAUGUAGAGGCCACCAUCAGGGACAUUCUGGGUGGUCUGCGCUCCACCUGCACCUACGUAGGAGCUGCCAAACUGAAGGAGCUCAGUCGCAGGACCACCUUUAUCAGAGUCACACAGCAGGCCAGCCACAUGUUCACAUAGUAGUAAAUAGACGGACGGACGAACAGACAGACAGGAUCUUUCUUGUGGCUGUUUAGCACUUCACAUCUUAAUGCCUGAUUUCAAUUGUGCUGAUUUCAUUUAAAAUGUAAAAGUGUGAAUCUACAACAAUAUUUAUGUAAAUGCAUCAGUUACUUUCCCUGUACACAGUAGACAGAAAGAGGAGAAACAGAGAGAAAUACCAACCUGUACUCAGGGGUAGACGUAACAUAGUAAACUUAUAUCCGUGACACUCCAAUUAGUAUGAUAUGUAACGUUUGGCAUGGUAUUCUUUUGUGGAUGUCCAUCUUCCAUUUCGUCGGAUAUGUUACGAAUUAUAAUUCGUACAAUAUGUUACGAAUUUGCAAAACGUAUGAUAUGUUAUGAAUUCUAAUUUGUUGAGGCUAAGGUUAUCUAGGUGGCUAACGCUAAUGUUAGCUAGGUGGCUAAUGUUAGCCAGGUUAGGGAUUAAGGUUAGGAGUUAGGUUUAAGUUAGGGUUAGGGGAUGGGUUAGCUAACAUGCUAAGUAGUUGUAAAAAAAUUGGUAAGUAGUUUCAAAGUUGCUAAUUAGCUAAAAUGAUCAAAUUGUCUGUGAUGUUAUUCAAACACACAGCCUUUGUGUUGCUUGAUGUUCACGUUUUACACCUACCCAUCCACCCUGUCCAACCACCCUACUUUCAUUUUUUGUCUUAAGUAACCUUCUGUCUUAUGUAACCAUAUCAAAUGUAACAUAUCAUACUAAAUUGAGUGUUUCAGAAUUUGUAUUUACAUUUACUAUGCUACGUGUAGUCUAUGACACCAGGCUGGAAAAACAGAGCACUAGAGUAUGUUACGUGUAGUCUAUGAGACCAGGCUGGAAAAAACAGAGUGCUAGAGUAUGUUACUUGUAGUCUAUGAGACCAGGCUGUAAAAAACAGAGCACUAGAGUAUGUUACGUGUAGUCUAUGAGACCAGGCUGGAAAAACAGAGCACUAGAGUAUGUUACGCGUAGUCUAUGAGACCAGGCUGGGAAAAACAGAGUGCUAGAGUAUGUUACGUGUAGUCUAUGAGACCAGGCUGGAAAAAACAGAGCACUAGAGUAUGUUACGUGUAGUCUAUGAGACCAGGCUGGAAUAACAGAGCACUAGAGUAUGUUACGUGUAGUCUAUGAGACCAGGCUGGAAAAACAGAGCACUAGAGUAUGUUACGCGUAGUCUAUGAGACCAGGCUGGAAAAACAGAGCACUAGAGUAUGUUACGUGUAGUCUAUGAGACCAGGCUGGAAAAACAGAGCACUAGAAUAUGUUACGUGUAGUCUAUGAGACCAGGCUGGAAUAACAGAGCACUAGACUAUGUUACGUGUAGUCUAUGAGACCAGGCUGGAAUAACAGAGCACUAGAGUAUGUUACGUGUAGUCUAUGAGACCAGGCUGGAAAAACAGAGCACUAGAGUAUGCUACGUGUAGUCUAUGAGACCAGGCUGGAAUAACAGAGCACUAGAGUAAGCAGCUGCUCUGUUGCUCCUCUUGAAAGAUGGAUGAAAGACAGAUGAGCCAGUUAAAAGACAGGAUUUCAGUUGACUCUGUUAUUUAUUAUUCUGAUAAUACAGAGACAAUACAUUUGUUCAUGUUCUUUUGUGUUUCUUUAAACAAAUUUGUUCAAAUCUAAAUUAAAUGUUGAAAAAAAUUACAACUGAAAUAUUUUGUCCAUAAACCUGCAAAAACUCUCCUAAGAAAGAGACCAUAGAUCAUACAGAACAGAUUGGAGUAUAUCCUACAAAUUAAAACGUAAUACCACAGUUAGAAAA
Molecule: messenger RNA, 3173 nt
Organism: Salvelinus fontinalis (brook trout)
Lineage: Eukaryota; Metazoa; Chordata; Actinopteri; Salmoniformes; Salmonidae
Product: GMP reductase 1-like
Exons: 9
Coding region: 279-1448 (389 amino acids)
Biological process (GO): nucleotide metabolic process
Cellular component (GO): GMP reductase complex
Molecular function (GO): GMP reductase activity
Source: RefSeq, a predicted model, not a curated record